GGAGCUAAGAAUUUUAGAAUACUGGAAUAGGCUAUCUGAUGCAAUCAGGGAAGAAGAAAUUUUGCGAGAGAUUGGAAGAAAGCAGGAUUCAGGAUUGGCGUCUUGGAAAAGGAAUGUGUGGAAAGAAACGCCGAGGAACAAUAAUGUCAAUCUCAAUCUCUAUUCCUCCAUGAUCGAAUCGAAGCCAAGGAAAAGAAGAAAAAGGAUCGAUCACAAUCACAUAUAGCAGAAUACGAUUACGUCUUUAUCUCUCUUACGCGUCUUUCGAAGAAUAUUUUCUGAAGAAGAAGAAUAGUACGAAGAUAUCUAUCUAUCUAUCUAUCUAUCUAUAUAUAUGCGUAUCUAAUCGGACCUUUUCAAGCUCUCUGGUUAUCUUAUAUUGAGGAAUUGAUUCGAAGAUUUCGUCGAAAGGUUCUGUUUAGUUCAUCGCUCUGAUUUCUCUAACGAUCGGGAAGAUCGAUUACAGGUAUUCAAACCCUAGCUUUUGAUUUAUGUGUUUUUUGGUUGUUUUUCAUCGAUUGAGAAACGAAAACAUAUAAUAUGUAUGGGAAAGGGCAAACGCAAGGGCAAGGGCAAGGUCAAGGUCGAAGGCAGAGGCUUUGAUCGUUCAGAGAAUCGGACAGGUUUCCUUUAGUUCAGAAGAAGGCACUAUCAGUUUUGAAGUAUUUGAAACAGGUUGAAGACGACCAGGGAAGGCAAGGGCAACACAAUAAUAUUAGGGUUUUGCAUUGGCAAUCACUUUUGAUGAGUCAACUCUACAAUUCUAAGAGAAGCUCUGCCGGUUAGGAUUUUUGUUCCUAGAUCUGUAUGGUCUUAUAAUUUAGCUGCAUACUUGAGGCGGGGCUACGAAGUUUUGCGUCGGGGCAUGUGUUCUUGAUGUUCGGAUGGUUUGGAUGUCUACUUUGCUUUGCCUGCAAUUACUGACGUUGGGUCUUACGUUGUCUACCUUCAUCCGCUAAGAGCUGACGUAGUCACUCCCUUUUGAACUCGUUGAAGAGACGCCUUCCUCCUGGAUCUAGGUUUCCUGUGGGGGAGCGUUUGUGUUAUUCUUAGAGUUUAUCUUUGCUCCAGAGAAACCUCUUUAAGUGAUUAUUAUACUUUUCCGCUCACCGUACACACAUAGGGCGUCGUAAUCUUCUUGGAGGAGUUGUUGAGUUGAGCAUGGUUGAUGCCAGCUUCUGGCAAUGCGAUGUAGAGAAGGCUUGAAAAGACAAUCCGCCUAAAUUUUAUUUAGGUCAACAGGAUCUAUUCUCUGUUAUUUAUCUGAUUGGAUCUGUUGAUUAAUGUUGCCUCUGAAAUUAUUGCUCCAGCAGUCACUUUCUUCCAUCAACUAGUCUGAUAAACCGUAGGUUUCCCAAAAAUGGAACUCUCCGUAUCUUGUGGAGUUCAGGCGGUUCCUGUGCUACAUCUAUAUCUUUGGAAACCUUGCCGUGGGGCUUUGGGUGUUCUACUGAUUCAAAAGGUGAUUGCACUGUGGGCAAACUGUUUGUUUCUGAAGAUCAAUUGUUCCCAGAUUAUUAUCAACUGCAUACAAGAUGGUGAUCUUCAACCUGUAAAGUGGGUCGGUCCGAUCUUUUUAGAAAAAGGAAAUAAGGCCCUUCAUGUAUUGAAUGGCUUUCUUGUGGAUGUGCUUCAGGUGAGGUCAUUUUGGAUCCUGCUAUGGCUGCUAAGAAAGUAUUUUAUCCAUCACCAUCCCUCAAUAAGCUAGGACAAUGAGGGUUCUGAUUUAAUGAUUCAGACGUGUUCUUGCUCUGGGGGGCCAGCCUCUACUAUAGAGCCAAUUAGAAAACGAUUAGUGACGGCAUCUUGCAAGACUUGUGGUGGGAAACCACUGGUUGAUUGGGGAGGGUCUCUAUCCGGUAGCAUGGUGAGCACAGGGGGAUUGGAGCUUACAAGUGUUAUCAAUCCUGACUUGACUUGGAAGACAGUUUCAAAAGGUAACAGAAGUGCGUCAAGGCGGGCUAGAAGACCCAUUUCAAGAAACUGUCAAAGGAGUGGAACUCUGAUUGAUAAGGACCCAGAGAAGGUUGAGGACAUGCCAGUUUCUGAAUCUGAGAAGCUUGGAGUGACUAUCCUUGGGCACCGGUUUAACGACAAAGUGGAGCAUAUACCAAUUAAAAAAAGGAGAUUUUUGUUUCGGCCGCCAUCGCCACCUCCUCAGGCACCUUCUCCACACCCAGAGGAGUCUGAUCAGUUUACAAGUAGUCAACAUGCUUCAGGUCAGGGGUCUUCUUUAAAUCCAAUUGUGGGACGGAAAUUGGAGGCAAUGGACUCAACUGUUAGGUUGGGCCAAGUUGUUGACAUGGGUAUUGCUGUUGAUAGAAAAAACUCAAAAGAGAUGAAUGAAAGUCUUGGUCACAAUGAGGACUUCUCUGGUAUUUCAAUAUUGGCUGCGGCUGCCUGCAAUAACAGUAUGGACGGUGGGACGAAUAAUGCUGAGGAUGGAUCAGCCCUUGAAGUGUCUUCUAUGCAAGAGAGAUCUUCUGAUGUUCUGGUGAAUAAUGAAUCGUGUACUGUGGUGGAGGAAACACGCAAGGACCAUAGUAUCAGUUGUGCUGAAGUCUCAAAUGAGCAAACUGAGGCCUGUAUUUCUGCGAUGCUUGUGGAAGAAACAACUGCCUGCUUGGUGACAGCCACAUCCUUCCCAGAAGAUAUGGCAUGUAAAACAAAUGCAAAGGCCCCCUCCUCUACGGAUAAAUCUCUCGCUGCUAAGCAAAAACAGCUUCCAAAUGAGAGGAAUGAAGCAAGUUCAAGAAGUUUUGAGUCUUUGCGGGAUGAUAGAUCACACUGGGACUUGAACACUGUUAUGGAUGCUUGGGACAGUCCAUGUCUUGAUCCCAUUGUGGGCGCUCAGGAAGAUGUAAUUGGUGAUAUCUCUGCUGGUGGAUGCAAUAAGAAGGCAGUGGAGUUGGAAGCUAGUGAGCUGCGAAGGGGACUUGCGGCUACCGAACUUGACAAUGCAAGCCCAGUGCUGCCUGUGCUUGGCAAUGUUGUGAGUGAUGGACAUGAGGGCAUUUACUUCCAUGCAGACUCAAAAAGCUUGGCUAUGGGGAUGGAGAAAUCAGUCAGAGAGGACCAAAAAGCAGAUACACAUGCCUGUGAGGGAAAAUGUCAAAGUUCUACUUGCUUCCUGGGAAAAACUCCUUCACCUGAGACUAAUAGUGCUCCGAAUAGUUUGAUUGGCCUGGAUGGUGGAUCAAAAGCUUUACAAAAUCAGGAAUGCUCUACAAACAUCAUUGCUGAUCAGUUUGAUGACAAGGACACCGUAAAUCAUUCUGCCCUUCCUGCAGCUGACACACCAGUCUCUGAGGGAAAUGGAAAUGCAGCUUCUGAUGUUGCUACUGGUAAAGAAACAGGAGGUGAUUGCCCUGCUGAUGCAGAAAGAGCUGAAAACAUUUGCUCAAGUCCUCAGUACCUUUCUGCUGUUGCUACUGAUAAAGAAACUGGUGAUGAUUGUCCUGCUGAUGCUGAAAAAGCUGAAAACAUUUGCUCAAGUCCUCACUCAGGGAAGCAUUGCGUUGGAGAUGCUAUGUGUGGAAUCGACGAAGUUCUGAAUGAAGAUGGUGAGGAUGCUGGCAGAACUUCUGGUUUUCUUGACAGUGUGAACCUCCCAAAUAAACCACAGGGCACUGAUCUCAUGGCAUGUAAUCCUCUACAAUCUGGGCCUUUUGAUUGUGCCAUGGAUCUUGUGGUGGGUAAUUCGGAUAAAGCUCAUUGUUCCCCGUCUACUAUCUGUGAAGAGUUGCCUAGUUCACGUGCAUCUGCUGGAAGAGGUGAACAUGCUGUUGGUGUUGAUUUGGUUGUACAAGAUGGCCAAGAUUUUGUAGCUAAUGCCACAGUUGAUUCUCCAGGUCAGAUUGAAUCUGAAAAACUCAAGCAUAAGCCUUCUGAACAGACUUCAGGGAAACUGGAAGCACCAGGUGACAUUAGUUCUCAUGAGUCCUAUAGAAGCUCUGAAAAUGUUGCUCCAGAAGAUGAUCAUUUUGAUGACGUUGAUUAUGGUUCAGACAUUUCACAUGAUGAUCCCCAAGUGAGGGAACAGGAGAGCGAACUUCAGGUAGGUUAUGAUUCUCAGUAUGAGGAUGGAGAGUUGAAGGAGCCGGUUCUACAUGGUUGGGAAGGGAAUGCAUUUGAGGAAGGGGAAGUUGAGCAUGUUGACUAUGGAUCAGACAACAAAGAAGCAUAUGACUUUGAAGCUGCAGCUGAUUAUCCGGGGUCCAUGUCUGUACAGGUUGAUGAACUGGCAGAAUGCCAAGGUGGGUUUGAGGCGAAUGCCGACUGUAAAACAGACCAAAUUUUGGAGAAGAAUAAGCAAGAAAGCUAUGUUCUGGAAGCAGGAUAUCAUGAGAAAAGGUCAGGGACAGUGAAUAGACACUCAAGGGAGCAGUUUGGUAUGCAAAAUGACCGAACAGAUUCCAAGGUUGACAAGGAAUUAAGGGGAGGUGCUGAAAAGGCGAAUGGAGGUGGUGAACUUUAUGCCAGAGGAGAUGCUGGGAAGGAGUCGACCAAAUCGGCAACUUCAAGGAUGAAAUUUAUUGGAUGGGAUCGAUUACCUGAAUGCAGCAGAAGUUCUGUGGAUGCAAAAAUGGAAGCCAGAGAUGGUGAUUUUAAAAGGAUUCAUUCUGUUUCUUGUAUUGAUGGGCUUGAUUCUGUGGGUUAUGUGGCAAGGAUGGCAAAAACUUCAGGGCGGGAGUUGCUUUCCCAUAUUGAGGGACCCAUAUCUUCUGAUAUUUUGCGUACAAAUGAGAUAUCCAACAACCUGGAUGAUUCAAAUUGUAGAGCUGAAAGAGAACCUGCUUCUGCACAAUCCAUUGGAAGGGGUGGAUCCUCUUUGCUGCAUAUGCAUGGUAGGGGGCGGGGAGGUGAUCGUUGGGUUGAUUCUUCCCGUUGGGGUCCAGAACGUCACCGUUCACAUGGUUUUGGGCACCCUGCAUCAAGGAAUGCUGCUGCAGCAGCAGCUGCAAAUAUAGAGAGCAGUGGUUUUGUUGUUGCUCCGGAUGGUACAGUUGUAAAAGCAGGUGGUUUCGGAAGGCGUAGACAAUCUGUAAAUGCUUCUUCUGAAGGUGUGUGCCGCUCUCUUGUCCGAAGGGGAUCACCAUUAGAAAGGGAUGAGGCUCUUGGCAUACAUAUGGAACUUGGUCCAGUGGACGAGAUGAGCCCUGAUAGGAGCCUUACUCUUGAAAGGGGUAGGUCUGGAAGAUUUGGUCCACAAGUGGUAGGUGCUGGCCUCAGGGAGAGACAUCGAGGAUCUGCUCCUGAUGAUUCUUCCUUCCGCAUGCAACAUCCUUUAGUCACGAGAGAACGGAGCUAUUCCCCCAUUCAAAGAAGGGGGGCUCCUCGUCUAUCUCGAUCCCGUACAAAAUCUCCAUCAAGAUCUAGAAAUCGUUCUCCCAAUGUAUGGCCAUCUCAAGGGGGAAGAAAUGGGUGUGGGAUUGGUAGUGGUCCAGGUUUAAGUCAUCACAGUAGAAGUCCUCGAAAUUUCAGGUCUGUGGAGAGGGUGCGGUCACCUCAUUGGCGGCCGGGUUUCUUAGCAGAUCAUGGUGGUUUUGCCCCAACGUCCAGAAUCCGUGGUUCUCCACAACAUUCUUCCCGAUGGGUUGACAAUAGGAAAGAUCAUGUUGAUCAUUUUAGGGAGUAUGGCUACAAGCAGCGUCCUUCGGUUUCAGAAAGAAGAUCGCCUGGAAGAAUUUUCCCACGAGGUCGUAGGUAUAAUUUGGUGGGUUCCACGGGAAGAUCAAAGCCAGAUGGAUAUCACAGACCCAUACAUCCUGGAAGGUUUCCUGAGAUGGUUGGAGCUGGAAGAGGGUCUCGGUAUGAUGAAAGUGAUGAUGAUAGGAGGAAACAUGGUCACAGAUAUGGGUUUAUGCAUCCCGUAAGGCGUUAUGGUACUGAUGGCCCUGUAAAGAGGUUCCAAUAUGAUGUGGAAGAUUUUGCUGCUUAUGAUUCUCAUAACAAGGAGGCAACAGAGUUCCAUGGUAGAGGAGGAAGUCCUAAGACCUAUGACAGGGGUAUUGACAGCAGGCUUGGGGAUGCACCUAGGAGAUCUAGAGAAGAGAAAGGCCAUUUCAGAUAUGGUCGAGACUGGAAGUAUGAUUCCAAUUCCAAGUCAUUUGGAAUGCGAGAAUGUGAUGAAGAUGAUGCACGAAGGAAUUUCCCUUCAUGACCUUUGUACCCUUCAUUUUUUUCCUCUUUGGGUGCUUUUGUAGGUCGAUAAAGAGAUGUUGAAACUGGUGAAUUGUUCCCCCUUCAGUGGGGAAGCAUCUCAAUCAUGCGCUUUUUUCUCCUUGUUACAGUGCUUGUGUAACUACCUAGAUUAGAUGAUUUCCUUGGCAAAUGGCUGCUCAUACAUUUUUUUGUGCUCCUUUGUAGAAGAAUUUUUUUUUCUCUUGGCCAAUUCUGAGUUAUGUAACCUCUGCAGGAGGCCAUUGAAAUAUUAUUAAUCAAGUGAAAAUUCAAUUUAUGCC
Macadamia integrifolia is the source of this 6464-nucleotide messenger RNA. RefSeq lists its product as uncharacterized. Lineage: Eukaryota; Viridiplantae; Streptophyta; Magnoliopsida; Proteales; Proteaceae. The transcript is spliced from 5 exons. Bases 1730 to 6163 code for a protein of 1477 amino acids. The record is from RefSeq and is a predicted model, not a curated record.